AUGCCGCACUCGGCUACUGAUUACCCCCGUAUUUUUCACGACCCUAAAGAGCUUACCUUAGCUGUCUUGGGAUGCGCUAAGUCAGGAAAGUCAUCCUUAUGUAAAAGACUAAUCCUCCCGUUGCCAGACCAAUAUACCACCGAUUAUGAACCAACUUGCGUGUAUAGUGUGCAGAAUAACAAUCUUGUAAAAAACACGGACUGGUUUUAUUGGGGAUCUGUCUCCCGUAGAGUUGGCGAUGACUGCCUUACUACUUUUAAUAUAAUUGAAAGGUCGUUUACUCACACGAGUGGCAUCAUUUCAUAUUACAAAUCACGCCACAAUUACCAGAGUACUCUUUGUUGUGAGCUCCUAACUAUCAGGCUCAAAUUGCCAAAGGGUCAAAUUAAUUCCUCUAAAAAUGAUACUUUGCAAAAGCGCACUUCCUUAAUCGAGUCUCUUUCUCCAACAGAAGUCGAGAUAGAUGGUGUUCUACUACUAGUUGAUCCACAGAGCUUUCUUGAUGGAAGUACAGAUUUCAUUUCGCACCUUGCUUCUUUUUUUAUCAAAAGAAAAAAACCUUUUGUCCUUGUUUUGUCUAAAUGUGACAUCUCUGAUCGGGAAUGCUUAGCUCACGUCAAAAGUUGGCUCAAAUCAUCCGGUGAUUUCAAAAAGGUUCCAUAUGUUGAGACUUCGUCUACGAAAAAUAUCAAUAUUGAGGAGGCUUUCCUUAAUCUUGCGAGGCUUGUAUUCUCCAAGUCACGCUCGCUUAAGCUUUGCCCCAACAUCUCUUAUGCUGAGGCUGUGCACGAGUAUCAUAAAAAACUUGUUAGUGCUCGUGAGGCUUUUAAGAAGCGUCUUUCCUCAUCGACUGCUGAAUAUUUGAAAGAUUGGUCGACUUUUUAUCAUCGCUUUAGCCAUCAAGCAGAUAUCGCAGGCUAUGUGGACUUGGUUGGUACAAAAAAGGCAGCUAAAUUCUUUGAGGAUCAAGUUUUGGAGUUAACUAAUCUAUUACGGCAUCGGUAUCUUGAUAAAAUUCCCAAUGCUUUGCUAAGGCUACUUCCUUCAUUUGGCAGAGUUCGAAACAGGUCAUUUCCUGAAAUAAUUGCGCUGCUGCGUAGCCAUCCGUGCUUUCAUGAACUUUUCAUUGAUGAUUAUCUUGAAUUCAUUUACUUGCUAGUUAAACAAAAAGAUGAUCUUGAUGUUAAUGUAAGUUAUUUAGCUGGUAUAUUUCCUUCAGAUAGAUCUGCUUUUAAAUUUAAGUCAUCAACUUUAUCUUUCCUCCACAUUUUAAUCCUAAUUAGUUUUAGAAUAUUAAUUUAUUCUUGUAAGUAA
Messenger RNA from Protopolystoma xenopodis, 1314 nucleotides. The record is from the annotation of a GenBank genome assembly. NCBI's taxonomy places the organism in Eukaryota, Metazoa, Platyhelminthes, Monogenea, Polystomatidea, Polystomatidae.